This is a messenger RNA of Chelonoidis abingdonii (Abingdon island giant tortoise), 1865 nucleotides long. It is a transcript of the gene MDM4, whose product is annotated as MDM4 regulator of p53. NCBI's taxonomy places the organism in Eukaryota, Metazoa, Chordata, Testudines, Testudinidae. Gene Ontology annotation, cellular component: nucleus. Gene Ontology annotation, molecular function: ubiquitin protein ligase activity; p53 binding. The record is from RefSeq and is a predicted model, not a curated record. Gene Ontology annotation, biological process: regulation of gene expression; negative regulation of apoptotic process; regulation of cell cycle.
AAUGAGUGGUCAUGUAUUAUGCAAAGCGAGGGAAAGCUGCGCUACGAGACAGGCUUGAGCUUGAACAUCAACUAGGCAGGGGAUGAGGGGCAGAACUCCCCCUAGCAAAGCCUGUGCUGGGAGGCCAGACCAGUUCCAGGAGGGUCUUCCCUGCAUCCAAGAAAAUGCCUUUGCAAGGCUGUGCUGUAUGUUGACUGCUAGCAUCUAGUGAUCUCUGUAGGUCAAGAGCAUGUUUAUACUUCACUGCCAAAAUGACCUCUUCGACCUCUGAACAGCAUCCAGCAUCUGAGAAUGCCUGCAGAAUCGCACUUGGACAAGCUAAUCAGGUACAACCGAAACUGCCACUCCUGAAGAUUCUGCAAGCAGCAGGUGCACACGGUGAAACCUUCACAUUGAAGGAGGUUAUGCAUUACCUGGGACAGUAUAUAAUGGUGAGGCAGCUAUAUGAUAAGCGGCAACAGCACAUGGUGUACUGUGGAGGGGAUCAGCUGGGAGAAUUGCUGGGACUGGAGAGCUUCUCUGUGAAAGAUCCAAGCCCAGUUUAUGACAUGCUGAAAAGGAACUUGACUUCUGUUACUAUUACAGAUGCUGCACAGACUCUUGCUCUCGCAAAGGAUCAGAGCGUCGAUAAUCCAAGCCAAGAUCAGCUGAAGCAGACUAGCACAGAGGGAAGCUCUGACACUGAGGGAACAGAGGACAAAAGUGGUGCUCCUGCUUUGUCUACCUCACAGUGCAGCUAUGGAAACUGCGAAGACAAAGACUUAAUAGAAAACCUCUCAAAAAGCAAAAAGCCCAAGCUGGAUCUGGUGUUUGAGGAGUGGGAUGUAGCUGGCCUUCCAUGGUGGUUUUUAGGAAAUCUGAGAAACAACUACAAGUCCAGAAGUAACGGGUCAACAGACAUACAGACCAACCAGGACAUAGACACUGCCAUUGUUUCAGAUACUACUGAUGACUUGUGGUUCCUCAAUGAAUCUGCGUCAGAUCAAUUCAAUGUUGCCGUCAAAGUGGAGACAGUGGACUGCGAAGAAGUGGGGAAAGAGAGUGACAAAAAGGUGAUUGAGGUUACGUGUACUGAUGACCUCGAGGAUUCUCAGUCCCUAAGUGACGACACAGAUGUAGAAGCUGCCUCUGAGGACUGCUGGCAAUGCACCAAAUGCAAGAAGUUUAACUCUCCAGUCAAACGGUACUGUUACCGCUGCUGGGCCUUACGGAAGGACUGGUACUCGGAUUGCCCCAAACUAGCUCAUUCUCUCUCUCUGUCCACGAUUGAUACUAUUCAAGGCAAAAAGGAUGAUGAGGGAAUCGAUGUCCCAGACUGCAGAAGGACCGUGUCUGCUCCAGUUUGCCGACCCAAAGAUCUGCACACAGGUGAAUGUGAGUCCCAUGUAGACCCUGGCAGCUCUAUGGAGUCCCUGGGUUUGACACAGGAAUGCAAGGUCCAGGAGCCACAGAUGCAUUUUGGUGAACGCAAAAAGGAAGAAGUAGUAGAAUGGCAAGAGAAUAUCAAAAAUUUGUUGAAUCCCUGCCUUCUAUGCCAGAAGAGGCCACGGGAUGGGAAUAUUAUCCAUGGAAGGUCUGGUCAUCUAGUGGCUUGCUUCAGAUGUGCGAAAAUGCUGAAGAAAGGGAGAUUGCCAUGUCCAGUAUGCAAGAAACCGAUCCAGAUGGUGAUCAGAAUCUUCAUGGGGUAGCUGUGCCGCUGCAAGGUGCUUCAGGGACUUAAAUGGUCACUAGUCAGGGGACAGUUGCCACAAGGUUUACGUUAGUGUCUAUGGUGCUGCAAGGGAGCUUAAUUACAUAACUCAGCUAAAGAACAAGGGUCCCAAACUGACAGAGGAAGUUGAGGAAUCCCCUUAAUGAAAUGAAAC